GCCUCUCUCUUUUGUUGCAGACGCUCACCGGAAAAGAGAUUGAGAUUGACAUAGAACCCACAGACAAGGUGGAGAGAAUAAAGGAGCGAGUGGAAGAAAAAGAGGGAAUCCGCCCACAACAACAGCGACUCAUCUACAGCGGCAAGCAGAUGAACGACGAGAAAACGGCCGCUGACUACAAGAUCCAGGGCGGCUCUGUGCUCCAUUUGGUCUUGGCGCUACGAGGGGGAGGCCUGCGAUGAUGGCGCACCCGUCCCUCAGCACGUCCCCCUCUCCCUCCCCCCCUCCCCACAAAGGACAGAUCUGCCGUUUGCGUGUUGGACACCGCCAGGCUGCGCAUAGUUACCCUCCCAAACCCUUUCUUCCUCCCGGAUCCAGGAAGAAAAUGGCCGCCGCUGCCGCCCACCACUCCGGAGAUCUUCCGCAAGCUGUCAUUUGAGGGAGGUGCCAUUUAGCAGGGGCAUUGCGGGGGGGGAGUCCAUGGUUUGUUGCCUUCCUGGGGGAUCCCGCAUCCCGCCGGCCCCGAUCCUCAUGCAUUUCCACCCCGGCGACUUCUCAAGUGUUGCCUAUGCUCGUUGGCUGUGUUUUGCCUCCCCUCGUUCAAAUGUCCUUCUCCCUGCCCACUCCCCCUUCCCGCAGUUGAAAUGGCUGAAUGUUAAAUAAAGGUGUUUCACGUGGUUUCU
Podarcis muralis (Common wall lizard) is the source of this 683-nucleotide messenger RNA. NCBI's taxonomy places the organism in Eukaryota, Metazoa, Chordata, Lepidosauria, Squamata, Lacertidae. The record is from RefSeq and is a predicted model, not a curated record.